This is a messenger RNA of Sphaerulina musiva SO2202, 720 nucleotides long. RefSeq lists its product as uncharacterized. NCBI's taxonomy places the organism in Eukaryota, Fungi, Ascomycota, Dothideomycetes, Mycosphaerellales, Mycosphaerellaceae. The record is from RefSeq and is a predicted model, not a curated record. Bases 1 to 720 code for a protein of 239 amino acids. The transcript is spliced from 2 exons.
AUGGGAACGUCUGAUGACCCACAGCCAUCAUCGCCAUCGUCUUCACCAGCGCAGCAAUACCACCACCCGAGUUUCACCAGCGAUCCAAACACCGCCACCGCAGGCUCAAUCAGACAGAUACACAACACUGAAGCACAGCAGAUUCCCGAACCAGAAGCCGCACACAUCCCAGAUGGUAUACCCGAACAUGAAAGAGAAGCAACCGAACUCCAGCAGCAGCCUCGCCAUCGAUCCGACGUCCAGCGGCCACUCUCCCGUGUGCUGUCCCCCAGCUUGGCAUCAGAACACAUCUACUUCAUUACACCACUCAAAUCCUUCUGGCGACACCACGUUCGUCUCUCCGUCCCUCACGUCGACUGUCGAGACCACCUCGCCAAUGAAAGAACGUUUUUGGGCUAUCUGCGGACUUCGGUCGCCUUCUCAAUGAUUGGAGUGUUUAUUGCUCAAUUAUGGAGACUGCAGCACUCUCCUACUCCGGAUCCGACCUUUGGGUAUUAUGUACUGAGCAUUCCCGUCUCGAUCAUCUUUCAGUGUGCCGCACUGGUAAUGGUGUUAUUGGGGGCGGUAAGGUAUUGGAGACAGCAAGAGGCCAUGGCUGUAGGGAGGGUGUGGGCUGGGGGGUGGGAGAUGGGCGUCAUUGCCGUGGGGAGUUUGUUGUUGCUGACAUUGCUCUUCGUGCUGCAUCUUGCGCUCGAUGUGAAGCACACAUAUCUGACGUGA